Messenger RNA from Neocloeon triangulifer, 5509 nucleotides. RefSeq lists its product as uncharacterized. NCBI's taxonomy places the organism in Eukaryota, Metazoa, Arthropoda, Insecta, Ephemeroptera, Baetidae. The record is from RefSeq and is a predicted model, not a curated record. The coding region runs from base 474 to 4748 and encodes 1424 amino acids. The transcript is spliced from 6 exons.
GCACGGAACUUAAAAAUGUCCGCUUAAAAAGUCAUAAAAACGAGGUAGCGUGGUCGUAUGCAAAUGCGGCUCGGAUGCGACGUUUCGCUGAAAUUCCAUCUUUUGUCAACUUUUAAAGAUGCAUUAAAGCAGAAAAUUUCGAAAUUGUAGGUAAGGCGGAGGAGAUUCGUGCGAAUCAAUGCGAGUUUAUUGAUUUGCGCAUCGAGCCAUAGGUGUCUCUGGGCCUGGUGCUCGCAGCGUUCUUUUGUGCGCUUCGUGCACUAGUCGAGUACCCGCCAAUCGUAUCUUUCCAACUCUCCGUGUGCUCGCUACCAACUUCUUAUGACGCCAUUUUACCCCGACGAGGAGCAGUUCGCGCUGUGAAAAUCGUCCGGGAUGGUCGGCGAAUUACGCGAGAGUGCCGGUCCACAGACGAAUUAAAUGACCAGCUAGUCUCCUGCGAAUUGAUCGCCAGUUCGAGUCGCUGAUUUGCUAUGGAAUAUGAUUCUGGAUUGGAAAUCACCGCUUUGACCUCGAGGAAAUACAAAAAGCAUGGGUUAGGUGGUGAGGAAGAUGAGGUGCCGUCGAAUUGGGGUGACAUGCUCAACGGGCACCACGCGACGAGCACCCCGUACUACUUCCCGGAACUGGGACGGCCGCCGCCGCCGAGGAAGAAGGCUUAUCAAAAUCCAGCGGCCAUCGAACUAGACGAGACAAGUGUGUGGUAUGAAGACUCGCGGACUGCAAACCAGCAGCCGGUGGUUCGGUUUCGCUGUGCCAAGUGCGGUGAGGGCGGGUUUGAGACUCUGCCCGGCCUCAAGGACCACCAGAGGCAGUGCUUCAAGUACAGAAAAGUACACAGUGCAAAUCGGACAAGACGGAAGGUCUAUUUUUGCAACUCGUGCGGCACAUACCACUCUGGCAGUGACUUAUACCUGCACACACUACAGGCACAUCAACGCCAUGUGUGCUUGUUCUGUAUGGCCACAUUCAUGAGGGCAGAUAAGCUGUCGUACCAUCUGCGAACAAGGCACAGACUGCCGAACGUCACCUUCUCCACGCUGACCGAAUUCUUCUCGCAUUUCACUAAAGGCUGUUUGCUGAGUUGCUGCUCUUGCAGUCGGUCAUUCUCCGAGACGGACAACUUCUCUGGACACGAGUGUCAACGGCCAAAGAACAAAUCGGCCAAAAUCGAGUCGUACAGUGCGGGAGAAAACCACCGGCACCCAGCUAGUCACUCAGGCUCCAACUUCACCCUGCCGCAGCUCAAAGACGUCACAAUUAUUCCCAUCAACAAAGGCGGAGCCAAAAAAGAGGCCACACAACAAUCUGCUGCGAAAACGCCCAGUCUCAAGAUUAAACUCAGCCUGCCCAAGAAGGGCAAGAAAAAAGAAGUCAGGACCCCUCCAGCCCCGACUGUCCUCGAACCGCCAACUAUUGUAGACGAUUCGGCCACGUUUGAGACUCCUAUCCGCGUGAAUGGUGAAAGUUUAACCGUGGAUUCGGAUUUGUCGAAACAUGAGGAAUCCGACUGGACGCAAAGCGAGUUGCCCUCUGUCGAGCCAGCGCCACCUGAGCCUGAGCCAGAACCGCAACCAGAACCAGUGGAGGAACCACCGCCUCCUCCCCCUCCACCAGAGGAGGAAAUCCAACUGGCUGGCGAGGAAGCCCCUCUGAUUGAUCUCUUCAUCAUCAAGCCCAUCGACGAGCUGCAGAUUAGAGAAUUGCUCAAGCAAGCCAUAACUGAGGCAUGCAGCACAUGUGUCUACUGCAGCCAUGCAGUCAAAAUUGCCGUCAAUGGAAGGCAGCUGGCCCUGCAUCUGUUGUCUCAUCACAGGUUCCAGCUUAUCUUCAAAAACGCACCACUUCCUUUAGAGACCUCCAUUGAACUCAUCAAGAGCAAAUUGCCUGAGCUGGAGAGCUCCUUCUUCAACUGCGAUUCAUACGACAAUGCCCUCACACCCGAAGAGCAGCCAAAGUUCAUGAGGCAUUACGAAUGUUUUCAGUGCAGAUAUGUAACUCUUCUGCACAAGGAGCUUUACAUCCACAAUCGGAAGAUGCACCAGAAGCACAGUCUCGUCUGCACCAUGUGCAAGACCAACUUUUUCAACUACAGUGAACUGCUUUGCCACCUGUGUCCAGGCGUGUACCUGGAUAACCACAGUACAAAGUUCCGGUGCUGCUUCUGCAGUGUGGACGACCUGCCAUCCUCAUUCCGGCUCAUGGUGCAUUUGCGCAAGUGCCAUCUUUCGUGCGAGGUGUGUCUGGAGGCGACGCCCGAUCAGUCCAAGUUGUCGGUGCACGUUUGGAAACACAAACUCAACCACUACUGCCAUAAGUGUUGCAUAGCGUACCGCAACAAGACAGACAUGACGAGGCACCUAUUCUGGAAGCACGGCACCGAGAGCGUGACUUGCAAAAAGUGCAUGCAGAAGAAGUGGCCGUAUGUUUAUCACUUCUGCAUACCGCCCACCGAGUUUUCGUGCGAGGAGUGCGGCUCAACCUUUGGCAGGGCAGUUGCUCUCAAAGUCCACAAAAGAAUCCAUACAAAUGAACUGCUAUACCCUUGUGGUGAGUGCAAUGAAAGCUUCAUUUCCCGUAAACUGCUGGCCAGGCAUGACAUAACAGUCCAUAAUCCUCCUCCUCCUCCGUCACCUGUAGAGGAUAAGAAGGAAGAACCAGAUGUUGAUGUAGAUGUGAUGGAGACUGAUGGUGAAAAUUCUUUUCCGUUUGAUACGACCACAAAAUCUGAACUGGAGCCAGACGGUUCCGCACAGCUGGAAGCUGUCGAAAAGAAAACCACUCCCAAGCGAGAUGUGUAUGACUUGCCUCCGCUGAAUCUGUCCUCUGACAGCGAGACAGACUCUGACACUGAAGAUGCUGCUGCAAAAGUGCCAGAAACGCAGCCUGCUGAAGAAAAGCGUUCAAGUGAAGCCAAAAAUUCGGUAGAACCUGCAGAAAUACAGACUAAUGCAGUUGCUCCGAUAGAUUCAGUUUGGGACAAUUUUAAAGAUCAGUCAGAUGAAAAGAAAGAAGAAAUUGCAACAGCUCAGCCCGCGGUUCCUAUGGAAGUUGUUGAAGUUUUAGCAGAGCCCCAAGAGCCUCCAGCUGAGGUGACAGAAACUCCUGCUGUGGUUGAAGAACCAGAAUCGCCUGCCCCGAUCCUGCCACCUGAGGAGCUUGCUGAACUGGUCCAGUAUGACCACGAUUAUUUCACUGUCCAGGCGUACGCAGAGGGAGAGGAGCCGGUUGACGAACCACCAAUGCCGGUAAUAGAAGACUUUCAGAUACCAUGCGAUAUGAUCCUUGCCAGUUUCACCGAAGGAAUACAGCUAAGUCCUCCCAGGCAUUUCAAGCGGAAAAGGCAAAACAGCUCUGGGUCUUCUUCGGACAGCAGUUCCAGCAGCUCGGACAGCGAUUCCAGCUCUUGCAGUUGCUCUAGCUCCAACUGCAGUUGCGGCUCGGGUUCCUCAAGCAGCUCGUCUUCAUCAAGCAGCACUUCUGAUUCUGAAUCGGAGACUGAAAGGAAGGCCCGCAAGUUGAAGAAGAAAUUGAAGAAAAAGGCCAAGGCCGAGCAGAACCUUCAGAACGGAGUGGCCGAUGAGGAAGGGAAGGAGGAGGAGCCCAUCGACAUUGGUCCCCCAGUUCUGUUCUUCCACGAGUCCGACUUGGACACCAAUGAGUCUGCCUCGGAUGACGAGAACUUUUACGACGAGCAUCCUCGCAAGAUCGGCCUCAACAGGCCGACCACCCUUUCCUCCAUUUUCUCACCCUCCAUCACUCCCGCGCCUACCCCUCCGCCAAGCCUCGAAAACGGCGUGGCCGGGGGCAGCAUGGCCAACUUGGACACGGUUCUUCCGCAACACCAGCAGUUCAAAUCCAAGAGCAAGAAGAAGAAGCGGCAGUCGCACACCCACACGUCGCCGUCGCAACCGCCCACCAAGAAGAAGAGGAAGGACCGCUGGUCGCCCGACGCCAUCUACGAAAGCAACCUGCGCUUCUUCCUGGCCAGCCAGGGCAAGGCCGUUCCUCCCCCGCGGCCAGUGCAGGAACCUGCCGACCUGGGCACCGAAGUGGCCGAGGAUGGCAGCAGGUCGUCCAAGCGCAAGCGCGUGCCCAAAAAGUUCUACGGUGACACGGACGACGAAGACUCGAGUCAGAACAUGAUGUUCUCGCCGCUGGUGGCGACCCCCGCGGGGCCCCCGCGGCCUGCCAAGAAAAAGUCGCGCUCCUCCAGCGUGGUGUCAGACAACACAACCCCCCAGCGCGUCCUGUCGCCGCGCGAAAUGACCGUGUCCGAACGCCUGCUGCAGGAGACGCUGGACUUCGUGGCCGCCGGACGCGACGGCAAAACGGCCGACGACCAGGAGUACCGCGGACGUCCCAAGCUGGUGUUGACCCUGCCAACAGGGUCGUUCAGUCGGUACAGCCAGGAGGCGCCUGAGACUUCCUCUGAGGAGGAGGAGGAGGCGUACGACUCGGACGAUGAGGCGGAGCCUGAACCGGCACCCCCUCCUCCCCCUCCGCAAGUCGUGGACAACCUGGAGACCUUCACCAGGGCGCACCCGUCCGAGAUGCAGACGCUGGACAGCAAACUGUACUGCUACUGCCGGUGUCCAUACGACGAGGUGUCCGAGAUGAUUGGGUGCGACGACCACGACUGCGCCUUCGAGUGGUUCCAUUUUGACUGCGUGGGCAUCACGGUGCCGCCGGUGGGCACCUGGUACUGUCCCGAGUGUCGCAAGAAACAAGCUUUAGCAGCUUCAUAGCAAUGAAACGCUUAUCGACUGGACUCUCGAGAGUAUUAAAACAGAAAAUCGGACCGUAGCCGUGAAAGGGGCGGGAAUGAAGAAGAAUUUGCUGCUCACUAGUUGACUCUUGUUUUGUUGGAUCGUUUUUCCUUCUCAAUCUCAUAUAGAGCUGUUGCGUUGCAUUAUUAUUUAUUAUGUGCAUUUAAAAAAAAACGUCUCUGUGUUUGACGGGCAGCAGAGUACAACGUUGAGGACCUGAAAUCGAUUUCCCUGCCACGAUCCAGCAGAGGGAAGUGGAUUUUAAUGUGGCUAAACAGCACGUAGUAGACUAGUUGUACAAAUUAAACGUCGAGCACACACACACACUUGUUUUCCUCGUCUCAUUAUUCUUUUUGUAAGAUGACUGAUGGUGUAGAAUGAUUCUGCGUGCAGCGGCAUUUCGCCUAUUUUGAACUGAUGUCCUGUCCAUGCCGGCGCCGAGAGUGUAGUAGUUGUUUCGAGCAACCAUCGUGGCCACUUAGCAUUUUAUUCUCGGUUCGGCAUUCUAAAAGAAAAUAAUCGCAGUGUAUAAAAUACUAUCGGAUCUAUUUGCGGCAUUUAACAGAAAAUUGAAAUCCUACUUUCACCAGGCAGACUGCUCGCAACCUGUUUGCAAAUCCAGCCCCUGAAAUUAUACCCUUCAAGUGUACAUUUGAGUUGCAAUCUUUCAAAAAUGGCAAGUGCAUAGUUUUACGGGAAUCAUUUUUGUGAUACAUGAAUAAAAUUAACAAGAUCCUUUA